Molecule: messenger RNA, 5844 nt
Organism: Caenorhabditis elegans
Lineage: Eukaryota; Metazoa; Nematoda; Chromadorea; Rhabditida; Rhabditidae
Gene: hum-2
Product: Myosin motor domain-containing protein
Exons: 17
Coding region: 56-5491 (1811 amino acids)
Cellular component (GO): myosin complex
Molecular function (GO): ATP binding; cytoskeletal motor activity
Source: RefSeq, marked reviewed
UUUCAGAUUCACCGAGCCUGUUCACCGAAUCGAAAAAAGAUUGGGAGCAUCCAAUAUGGACGGAGGCGCCACUCUUGGCAGGGGCCAGUUGUUCCCGCUGCAAAACUUCAAGAAGGGAGUUCGUAUUUGGCACCGCCACCCAACCCUUGUAUGGAUUGGAGCUACUUUGGAAGAGGACAUCACAUUCCAAACACGGAAUGUUCGGAUAAGGCUCGAAGAUGAUACGGAAGUCGAGUACGCCAUCAAGUCAUUGGACCAGUUGCCAUUCCUCAGGAAUCCUGCAUUUCUUGUUGGCAAGGAUGAUCUCACACUUCUUUCCUAUCUUCACGAGCCGGCAGUUCUUCACAAUCUACAAGUUCGAUUUGUGAAAGGAUCAUCGAUCUACACAUAUUGUGGAAUUGUGCUUGUAGCAAUCAACCCUUACGCCGAUUGCUCGCACAUUUAUGGAGAAGAAAUUAUCCAAGUGUAUCGAGGAGCUGGAAAAUCAGCUCGUGAGAUGGAUCCUCACAUUUUCGCUGUAGCAGAAGAGGCCCACUUCGACAUGGGAGCUUUCGGAAAAUCACAAUCUAUUAUUGUGAGUGGCGAGUCUGGAGCUGGAAAAACCGUAUCUGCGAAAUUUGUCAUGCGCUAUUUGGCAUCUGUUGCAGCCAGCAAGACCAGAAAUGGCGGGACCACCAGCAUUGAAGCACGUGUGUUGGCGAGCAAUCCGAUUAUGGAGUCGAUUGGAAAUGCCAAAACGAUUAGAAACGAUAAUUCGUCUCGAUUUGGGAAGUUCAUACAGAUUAACUUCUGUGAACGAGGACGAAGGAUUGUCGGAGCCGAAAUGAAGACAUAUCUGCUCGAGAAAAGUCGUCUAGUAUUCCAAGCACCUGGAGAGCGCAAUUAUCACAUCUUCUAUCAGUUAUGUGCCGCUCGGAAUCAUCAAGUUCUCAAAGAUCUUCACUUGGGACCUUGCGAAUCGUAUUCGUAUCUCACUCAAGGAGGAGACAGUCGUAUUCCCGGAGUUGAUGAUAAAGCUGAUUUCGAGGCUUUGCUGAAAGCGCUUCAGUUGCUUGGAUUCGACGAAAAGCAGAUGUCCGAUGUAUUCCGCCUUCUCGCUGGAUUAUUGCUUCUCGGAAACGUGCAUUUCGAAAACGGCGAGGGCUCGUCCGCUGUAUCUGCUAGCAGUUGUCAGGAGAUUUCACGACUUUGCCGGGAGUUUUGGAAAAUCAGUGAAUCCGAUCUGAGAAUUUGGCUGACAAGGCGAGAGAUUCGAGCUGUGAAUGAGAUCGUGACGAAGCCGUUGACCAAAAAUGAAGCUGUUCGUUCGAGAGAUGCUCUCACGAAAAUGCUGUAUUCCCAUUUAUUCGGAUGGCUCGUCGACAAAAUCAAUGAAGCUUUGAACGAGAAGGAUAAGCUGGACGGAACAAAUCAAAAGAAGCGGCCAGAUCGUUUCAUUGGCGUCCUUGAUAUCUAUGGAUUCGAGACAUUCGAUGUGAACUCCUUCGAGCAAUUCUCCAUCAAUUAUGCAAACGAAAAACUACAACAACAAUUUAAUCAGCAUGUCUUCAAGUUGGAGCAAGAAGAAUAUAUUCGUGAGGAAAUUGAAUGGGUUCGUGUUGAUUUCCAUGACAAUCAGCCCGCUAUUGAUCUUAUCGAAGGUCCUGUCGGAAUGAUCAAUCUUCUCGACGAGCAAUGCAAACGUCUGAAUGGAUCUGAUGCUGACUGGUUGAGUCAAUUGCAGAAUAGCACGGAGCUGAAGAGAAAUCCACAGCUCGCAUUUCCAAAAGUUCGGAGCAACGAUUUUAUUGUUCGUCAUUUCGCUGCUGACGUCACAUACAGUACGGAUGGAUUUGUGGAGAAGAACAGGGAUGCGAUUGGAGAGCAACUUCUUGAUGUUGUCGUUGCCAGUAAAUUUCCAUUCAUUCGCACAGUCAUCGGAUCAACUGCACCAACCUCCGUCUCUUCAUCAUCAUCUUCAUCGACACCCGGAAAACGUACGAUAAAGAAGACUGUGGCCAGCCAAUUUCGUGAUUCACUCAAAGAGCUCAUGUCUGUACUUUGUUCGACGCGUCCACAUUACGUCCGAUGCAUCAAGCCAAAUGACAGCAAAAUCAGUUUCGAUUUCGAGCCAAAACGUGCGAUACAACAACUUCGUGCGUGUGGAGUUCUUGAGACUGUUCGAAUUUCUGCUGCUGGUUUCCCAUCUCGUUAUCCGUAUGAGGAGUUUGCUCGUCGAUACCGUGUAAUUUACACGAAGGAAGCUGCCCUGUGGAGAGACAAACCUAAACAGUUUGCGGAAUUAGCAUGCCAACAAUGCUUGGAAGAAGGCAAAUAUGCAGUUGGAAAAACGAAAAUCUUCUUACGUACUGGACAAGUUGCCGUUCUGGAAAGAGUUCGGCUCGAUACGCUUGCAGCUGCUGCAACUGUGAUUCAGAAGAUGUGGAAAGGAUUUUUGGCCAGGAGAAAAUACGAAACGAUGAGAAGAUCUUUGCUCAUCGUCCAGGCAUCGUUGAAAGCAUUCCUCGCAUUCCGAAGAAUCAAGUAUCUCCAAAUGCAUCGUGCUGUGAUAGUCAUGCAAUCUGCUGUUCGUGGAUAUUUGGAGCGACGGAAGUAUGAACAAAUUCGCGAUUCAAUCAUUGGGAUCCAGGCAAUGUUUAAGGCGAAUCGCGUCAGAAGAUAUGUGGAAAAGCUUCGCUAUGAGAAAUCUGCAAUCACAAUUCAAGCAGCUUGGCGUGGAUAUUUGGCGAGACGUGAGCAAAUCGCUAACAGGAAAAAGGUGGUCAUGGUUCAGUGCGCUGUCCGUAAAUGGCUUGCCAAACGUCGUCUCCGGGAGCUUAAGAUAGAAGCACGUUCAGUUGGACAUCUUCAGAAGUUAAACACUGGUUUGGAGAACAAAAUCAUCGAGCUGCAAAUGCGAUUGGAUAUUGCAAACGCCAGAACCAAGGAAGAAGCCGAGAAGUUUGCCACUGCGAGCAAGAAUCUUCAGAAGACAAAGGCCGAUUUGGCCAUGAUGGAAGCAGAGAGGCUCACGCUCUUGGAGGCAAGAAACCGUGUGGAAGUGCUUCAAGAAGAAGUGGAACGCCUCGAAACAGAAUGCGAUUUGAAAGAGGCUCAACGAGGUGGCAUGGAGACGAAAAUGGUCGAACUGCAGAGUCGUCUUGAUCAGUUUCAGAUGCAAUCCGAGUCUGGACAGACAAUCGUUGAGCUCACUGAGCAGCUCGAAAAGGCAAAGGCCGAUAGAGUUCUGUGGGAUGAGGAGCGCCAAAGAAUGGAAGCAGCGCUGAAUACGGAAAGAUCUGCUCGUAACGCGUUGGAUGCAGAAAUGGCAGCCAUGCGUGAGCAACUCAUGAAGAAUGUGGAUUUGUUCGAGUCGAGCACAUUUCAAAAGAGGCCGAGUCAAAAAAAGAAUCGAGAUGAUGAUUCAUGCUCUCGUACCACUUCAAAUUUGUCGCAGCUGACGGGAUCAUUCACUGCUGAAACUAUAAAUGGAGUUCAUUCAACAUCUCGUGGAUCACCUGAAGUUCUUCUUGAUAAUAUGGCCUCAACUUUCGAACAACUGAGAAUGAUCAAUGAUCUACGUCAACGGAACGAGCAUUGUCAACGAGAAACCGAAAGAAUGAAAGCUAUUAUCGAAGCUUCCACUCUCAUCGAGACACUCGACAAAAAGACAUCGUUAAAGGCAUUUGAAUCGAUUCGUGUUGGUGAGCUGGAAGGCGCCUACAAUCGCCUCAAGAAUGACAUGGAACGAUUGGUUUCUGGAGAAAAUGGAGCAACUCACUCGGUGUUCGAACGUAUCAUGGAGGAAAAUGAACGACUUCGAGAAGAGGCUGUCGAGUUGCGAUCAAUGUUGUCAAGCCAUUUCGAGAAGCAAUCAGUUGCUGGAAGUAGUGGAUACAGAAGAUCACCGAGACCUGAUUCUGGGCACUGUUCUGGUGCUGAUUCAGAAGACGGUAGCAGUGGUGCCGAUCUUGAAGAAGAUUUGUGUAUCGAAAGACAAUGCAGACAUCUUAAAAACUUGGCAGAAAACCUUACCAAAAUGCUCACAAAUCAGAAUCUCGAAAUUGAACGAUUACAACAACAACUUCGGUUCAGCGAGUCGCAAACAGUUUUCAGACCGUCAGACUGCUCUUUGGAUGAAGCCGUGCGAGGAGCUCACAAACAAACCCAAUUACUAGCUCAGCAGAACAUGGAUUUGAACGAUAAGCUAACCCGUCAAUCGGAGGAAUUGGCAGAGGCACGUGCACAACUUCGUGGUUACAGCGGACCUUUGGGAUUAGAAAACGCAUCGGACGAGGAGAUUAUUCGAUUGGAAGCUUUCGAAAAAGGAUCCAUCAAGCACAGCGGAUUUUUGGAGGUCUACAACGUUCCAGAGUUUGCAAGGAUAAUUGUUUGUGAAUUAAAACCAACUCUGGCUCGUCUUCUAACCAAAAAUCUUCCUGCGUAUCUAUUAGUUGCUGCAUUCCGAAAUCAUGAUGAAAAGCGAGACGAAACGGCACUCACCGGUCUAUUUUCUUCGGUCCAUCUUGUGCUCAAAGAUACGAUCUCGCGUUCGCAUGAUCUCGACUUAUUGUCGUUAUGGCUUGUAAACUUGUGGCGAUUGUUCAAUCUUCUUCGUCAAUAUUCUGGUGAAGAUAGUCAACCCGAGUGGCACGUGGCAAACACUGAAACUCAGAAUUCGUAUCGAUUCAAGGCUUACGACGUGGCACCGAUUCGUGAUCAACUAAAGUUGCGGAUCGAAGAAUGCUACACAAGUUUGAUGAAAAAAGCAAUUGAACAUGUUCUCUCUCCAAAAAUUGUUCCUGGAAUCUUGCAACACGAAAGUAGCAGUGAUCUGAUGACUGCUGGACAAGAAAGAAGAGAUCGUAACUCUGGAAGUGUUGAAUCACAAAGGAAAAGUCUUGAUGAUUUACUUCAAUUCAUGGAGAUUGUUCAUACAAAACUGACGACUUACGGUGGUGAUGAUAUUGUUGUGAAGCAGGUAAUUGGACAAAUGGCCAGAUGGAUGUGUGCUCUCGCCUUGAACUAUAUGAUGUUCCGAAGGGAGUUGUGCAAUUUUGAGAAGGCAAUUCAGAUCAAACACAAUGUGACACAAAUCCAAAAUUGGCUCAACGCAAAAGGACUGUCUGAUUGUCGUGAUCACUUCGAACCACUUGUGCAAGCAUGUCAUCUACUGCAAAGUCGCAAAGAUCCUUCUAAUCUCGACACACUAUGUGGUGAAAUGACAAGUCGGUUGAAGCCACGGCAAGUUGUUGCUAUACUUCAACACUACGAUCCUUCUGAUGAAAUGGAGGACGGUCUUUCUCCAGAAUUCCUUGUGCAGAUUCAGAAGAAACUGAACGAGAGAGCUAUUGCAAAUAAUGAUCCAAUUGAGGAUAAGGACAAACUGAUAAUGCUGGGUACAUAUCUUCCACCAUUCGACACUCAACCAUUCUCUUAUUCUGAUUUCCCACUUGAGACUUUAAGCCUCCCAAGUUGCCUGCAUAUGCAGAGUGUUUGUAGACUUGUAUAAUUUCUCAUAUAUUCUUACUUCCCUCUUAUACCGGUAAUUUUGUCUCCUCAAAUUCAAUUCAUUCUCUACCUUUUCAUUCUUUUUUUUCAUAAUUCCUAACCUUGCUUACUAAUCAUAUUUGGAUACUGAUCUAGUCGGUUUUUCAAGAAAUGUACCCUAUUUCUUUCGCCUAUGUGCAUCUAAACCAAUGUAAAAAUAGUCAUGAACAGAUCCCCCAUCAAUUCUCAAAAUACUUGUACUGUAAUCUUAUUUAUUUGCUUUUAUUCGCACCCAGUUUUUCGAGAUGAAAACUUCAUCAACCAAUCAAUAUUAUCAUGUCUGUCUGUGCUGAAAUAAAACUAUUCAUCUUUUCA